Drosophila serrata is the source of this 2889-nucleotide messenger RNA. RefSeq lists its product as uncharacterized. The record is from RefSeq and is a predicted model, not a curated record. NCBI's taxonomy places the organism in Eukaryota, Metazoa, Arthropoda, Insecta, Diptera, Drosophilidae.
AAUCAACUUUCAGUUCAACUGUCUCAGUUUAGUUUGUCAAAACAGCUGCCGGCAAACGACAUCGUCCCCAAAAAGUGAAAAUGUAUCAACCUUGGUCACCUGGCCCAUCAGCACUCUUCGUCAUCGUUGUCCUGUCAACUGCUAGUGCAACCGUAUCAAAUGUCGAGCCAUUUCGGGUCCAAGAGAAGAAAACCCUUCAGCAGGACUAUGUGAACGGAAUACUCAAUCUGAAGAGCAGCAUGCUGACUAAGCGGCCAGAUAUCCCUAAUAGCAACGACCAUUCCGAGGAACACGGUAGAAGUCAUAAUAAGCAGGGGGCUGCUGCGGACACAAUCGGCUCCCGUGGCGAGUAUAUGAGACAGUUGCAGGACCAAAGUCUCGAGCAAAAGAAGCCAAAGAUUCAGGUUGACAAGAAUGUCAAUCUGAGGCAUUCUUGGCAAGCUGACAGACCCCUUGAUCUGUCCCAGAUGCAAUCGUUGCCAUCAUCGGCCGGGCUUGUUAGCUUUAAAAAGGAUCUACAGGAUCCGCAAUUUGUCCAGUCACCCUUCUCUCUAUAUCCGAUGCUCAAGAAAAGCAAAACCCCUGUCCAGCAACCAACAGCACAGCAAUUACAGAUGUUGCAACACUUAUCCGAGUUUUUCGAGCAACGCCACAAAAUGCAACGACCUGGCGUGAAACCUGCAGCUAAAGCUACAAAAACGGAUCAGAGCGAAAACCAGGAUGAAUGCGAUUCGGAGGCGACUACCGUGAGUGCUCCUAAGACCACAAAGGAACCGGAAACAUGCGAGGGUGAGGAAUCGGUAACAGUUAUUAUUAAGCCCGAAGGGACCACAAAGACCACAGCAGCUCCCGAAACAAGUACAAGUACGAAUCCCACAAAAUACACGAAGGCGCCCACCAAGUCAACUACAAAGCAUACUAAAUCCACUACCAAACGAUUGCCAUGUUGCACUAAGCCCAAAAGUCCUCGAGUCGUCGAACCUUUCACUGUCGGUAAGAUUACCGAAAAGGUCCAGAACAAUCACAAGGAGUCCGACUCCCUGAUGCAGCAACCUCGGUCCCAUAGAAAUGUGUUCCAUCCUGAAUUAAUGGUAAAAGCCUUUGGCGAUUUACUGAAAUACAAUGAGUUUAUUGCCAAUUCUGAUUACAAUGAUCAAGGACAGCAGAAAAGGAGACGUGUGAAAAGCGGCAGGGCUAAGAAGGCGGAUAGAGAACCGACCACUGCGAAUGCUGGAAAAGAAUAGGUUGGCUCAUGCAAAGAUUGAUCUCUUGGCCGAAAUAAUAAAAUCGCGCCAAAAAGGGGUUUAUAGUAAAGCUCAUAUAUCGAACAUAAAGGAUCAUGGAAUCCAGAGUCGUGUGGACAAGAACACCAAUAAGGUCGCUGAUGAACAACUUCGACCAAGUCGUACUCGAACCAAGGAGCAGUUUCUCGAUGCAGAGAUAAAGAUCGAAGGCGAUUUACCCAAAUAUAGCGAUAAAAUUAAAGCAGCUUCCAAUCCAAGUUCCGUUUCCAACAUAAAGGAUGAGGAAAAGCCCCUUCUGGAAUCUCCUUAUGUCGAUCUAAGGGACCCAGACAAGAAGUUUGAUAGUCGUGUCAAAAGGAACACCAAAAUUGCGGCGGAUGAGCAUCUGAAAACAUUUUCAACUUUCACCGAGGAAAGAUAUAAGUUGCUUCUUGCAGAAGCUGACCUAUAUGCCGCAGUAGCAAGAUCCCAGAGAAGGGCUAAAAAAGCAGCUUCCAUUUCCAAAUCAAAUGAUCAAGGACACCAGCUAGAAAGCCGUGCGAAAAAGAACAUUUAUCAGGCCGCUGAUGAACAUCUUGGAUCCAGUCGGACGCCAAGCAAGGAGCAUUUACUAGAAGCAGGGGUCUGGGCCGAUUUACCAAAAUAUCGCGAGAAGGUUAAAGCAGGUCAUAUUCCCAGUUCAAUUCCGAAUGAAGGUCUUCCAGGUCGUUUGAAAGUGAACUCAAAUAUGGCCGCGAAUGAACAUCUUGUACCAAGUCGGAUCAAAACCAAGGAGGACAAACUGAAUGCAGAGAUUAGGGUCUGGGCCGAUUUACAAAAACAUCGUGAGAUGAUUAAAGCUGCUUCUAAUUCAAGUUCAAUUUCCGGCAUAAAGGAACAGGAACAGCUCCAUACCGCUGGUCCUUAUUGCGACCUUAAGGAUCGAGAAAGAAAGUUAGAUAGCCGUGUAAAAAGGGAAACCAAUAAGGCCACUGAAGAGCCCUCCAAAAACGUUCAACUCUAAGCGAGGAGAAAUAUAAGAUGCUUCUGGCAGAGGCUGACCUCUAUGCCGCACUAGCAAGAUCGCAGAGAAGGGCCAAAAAUGCCAAUUCCAUUCCCACUCAAAUUUCCAACUUCAAGGAUCAAGCUCUGCAAUGCCGUGUGAAAAGGAACUCAAAUAUAGACGCGGAUGAGCAUCCAGUUUUAAGCAAGGAGAGGAAACUAGAAGCAGAGAUCAAGGUGUGGGAGGAUUUGGUAAAAUAUGGCAAACAGUUUAAUUCAGCAGCUAAUUCUAGUAAAAUUCCUAACUUGGAGGAUCAUGGAUUGCAGCCAGGGAAUCAAGUGAAAAGGAACAUAAAUAAGAAUAAGGAUGAGCAUCUGAAAACACGUUCAACUCUAAGCGAGGAGAGAUAUAAGUUGCUCCUGGCAGAGGCUGACCUUUAUGCCGCAGUAGCAAGAUCGCAGAGAAGGGCUCAAAAAGCAGCUUCCAUUUCAAGUUCCAUUUCAAACAUAAAUGAUCAAGAACUCCAACGAGAUAACCGUGUGAAAGGGAACUCAGAUAAGCCCAAGGUUGAACAUAUUCAACAAGGUGAAGCUCCAAACAACGAUCGUUUACGUGCAGCAGAGGUCAAGGUCUGGGCCGAUUUACCAAAAUAUCGCGAAAAGU